UGAGGUGCAGGGAGUAGGGUGGCCAGGGCAGUUUUGGCCAGAUCCCUUAACCUGGACCCCCGCUUCCCCACCCCUUACUCCAGCUCCCCACCCUGUGCCCCGUCCACCCUGUCCUCUGCUGCCAGCACCUCCGUGCCGGACCCUUCCCUCCUCCCCGCGGGGCCAGGCCAGCUCAGCUGGGGGCUCCUCCAAGCCCUCCCUGCGCUUAGCCCCCCACUCCUCCCCUGUGUUCACCGCACUGUGCAGAAUGACUGGUGUCUGUCCGUGAGCCCCUGCCUUGCGGCCUGGACCUUUCCUGUCCUUGUGCCCUGCACACGGUGGGCGCUCGGCAAGCGUCUGCACUGCUGUCCCUGCCACGGGCUCUCUUCUCCCCAGGGCUGCUCCUCAGGGCCCUAGUAAGCCUUCCUCUCUUGGAAGGGCUGUGGGAGGACGGGACUGGUGAGGCCGUCAGGAGAGGUGGGGCUCUGGCCUGUCGUGAUCCAGGGGACAGGUGGGUCUGGGGUGGAGCCCCAUCCCUCACCCGCCCCCAGGCCGGAGGUGUCCGUGUGUCUCUCAUCUCGUUAAGAAGGAUUUGUGGGGGAGUGGCCUGAGAUCUUCUCCUCGGGUGGGGCGAACUGAACAGGAAGGCCUUGGAGUUCAGGCAAGAUCCCACCCUGCCAAGCUGUCCCUGAGAGGGCAAUGCCAUGGAGGAGACUGAGUCCCUUGGCCACUGCUUGCUUGCAGGAGACCCUGAGCAGUUAGCGAUUUUCACGGGACCCCCGGAUCUUCUCCACGGGAACAGCUUGUACCAGAAGGUGCGGGCAGCCGCCCAGGACUUGGGGGCUGCCUUGUUCUCAGACGCCUUGUCACCUCUGCCUUCCUCCCAGCCACCCAGGGCCCUGCCUCCAGCAGGCAUGGGCUCCCAGUCCAGGCCCCAGAGCUCCCUACAGGGCUUCGGCUACAGCAAGGAACGGGGCCACACAGGCUCUGCGGGCGAAGCCUUCCUGUCCACCAUCCAGAAGGCCGCAGAGGUGGUGGCCAGCGCCAUGCGCCCUGGGCCUGAGAGCCCCAGCUCCCAGAGGUCCCUUCUGCGAGGUGACGCCUACCAGCCGGCUGUGACACCUUCAGCCAGCCUCGGCCCUCCAACCCCCGGGAACCCUCUCCCCACAGCCGGCCCAGGUGCCCGAGCCAUGAGACACCAGCCUGGGCAGGCCGGAGGCGGAUGGGAUGAGCUGGACAGCAGCCCAAACUCUCAGGAUUCUUCCCAGGAAAAUGACGACCUGGGCAAGGCCUCGGACUCAGGUAGCCCGUCGGGCAGUGACAGCCCCUCAGGGGCCAGCCGGGCACCCAGCGACCUGGCAGAAAGGGUCGAGGCCGUGACCCUGAGUGACUGCCAGCAGGAGCUGAGCCUGGUCCGGGCCGUGACACGGGGGCCACAUUGCUUCCUGAGCCGAGAGGAGGUGCAGCACUUCGUCAAAGAGUGUGGACUCCUCAACUGUGAGGCCGUGCUGGAGCUGCUCAUCCGCCACCUGGGCGCAACCAGCGAGCGUGUGCAGAUGAGAGCUCUGGGUGCCAUCGCCUCCCUCGGGUGCACCGACCUGCUCUCCCAGGAGCGAGUCCUGCUCCUUGCCCGGCCUCGGCUGCAGGAGCUCAGUGUGGGCAGCCCCGGACCCGUGACCAACAAGGCCACCAAGAUCCUGAGACACUUUGAAGCUUCCUGCCGACAGUGGCCCCCUGCCCGGAGGCCCCCAGCCGAGCCUGGCCCCGCAGUCACCCGUGUGGGCCCAUCAGACCUGCUGAGCGACACCCUGCCUUUCACCGGGGACCAGGCCUUCCUGCAGCCUCUGAGUUCAGCUCUGUUCUUGCCCAAGGGCACUGCUCCCCCAUCGGGGCUGCAGCCCGGCCCUGUGCCCCCGACUUCCCUGGACGGCUGCCCGCUUCCAGCCCACGCGGAUGCCAGGGAGGCCAAGACCAGACUGGCAGGUUCCAGAGAGCAGGGGGCUGGAUCUGAGCGGGGCCUGUUCAGCACAGACACUGCAAAGGGAGGGCCAGAGCUUGACCCGGGCCCCGGAGAUAGCUGUGACUCCUUGUUUGCUGGCAUGGAACUGGUGGCCUGUCCCCGCCUGGUGGGGGCCGGGACUGCUGCAGAAGAGUCCCUCCCAGCCUGCCAGGCUCCCUGGACAUCGUCACAGAGGGUGGCAGCAAAAGAACCUUCUGGCUCUGAGCCAUCAGCUUUCGCAUUCUUAAACUCAUGAUCUUGUCAGCCUGGGCCACUUGCAGAGUCUCUGUGUCCCCCAGCCCCUCGCUCCUAGGACCCUGUGACUUUGUGCUGUCCCCACGUGCCCACAGCCUCUGUGUCCCACCAAAGAGUGGCUCCCCUCAGGUGUCUGCAGUCAUCCUCGCCCUCCUCUGGCCUCCUCCCCUCACCCACUGAGGCCUUGGUGCGGGCAGCCACCCAGCCAGGCAAGCUCAGAGUGGACAGCCCACCCAGUGACGAGAACAGCCACCAGUAAAGCACAGAUAAUAUUUCAGGAGUCCACGAACCAUCCAGAGCCAGGCCGGCACUGCUGGAAGAGGUCAUCCUUGCCCAUGGGGGCUACUCCCCAACCUUGUCCCUGAGGUGGGUUCCCCAUUUUUCUGCUGGGGAGCAGGACCCCCCACCACAGCCCACCCGUGGGUGUGAUGGCCGAGGAGCAGCCCCCCAAGCAGCCCGCAGGACACACACGGAGGGCGGGACGGGCACAGAAUGAGGAGCUGAGUGCUCGCUGAGACUGGCAGCCGGCGGGCCCUGGGCUUCCGGGUCCCCCACCUCACAGCCAUCUGGUCUGGCUGGAUGAGCACACCGCCCGCUUUUCCCAGUUGCCGAAGGGAUCCUAAGGGAGGACAGUGGGGUGGGUGGUAUGGCGUGGCCUGCCUGGAGGGCAUGGGAGGGAAGGCCUGCUAACCGAGCUCAGAGACCAGACGCCCCUCGGAACUGUCCUCAGUCCCCAGGGUCCUCACGGGCACACAGAGAGGGGCACCGGGGGGAGACAGAGAGGCCCCACCUGCAGGCUGAGCCCAGGCCCGGCCCCCAGCCAAGCUUCUGCUGUUUCCAGACGACAGGCCCGAGAGGAGGACCGCAGGGCCGCCUCAGUCAUUCCCCCCUGCCCCCGCUGUCUCCUUGGCCAGAGACUGGCCAUUUGGACUCGAAUUCCUAUAGCAGCAGGUAGGCACAGGGCCUUACAAGUGCUGACCUCGGGGUCCCCUGGGGAAACCCCUGCCUGCCCUGCCCUCAGAAACAAGGAUUUUGGGGUGGAUUUGGAAUCACCGCUUGGGUCUUUGAGCUCAGAUCCCUCUCUCAGCGGGGGUAAGGGGGGUGUCCUAAGCAGCGUCACACCUUCUCUUCCAGCAGGAUAGGGCCCUUUCCAGCAUCGGGUCCCUGUGUGACCCAUGUCAGCUCCCCCCUGCCAUGACCACUGCCUGCAGACUGUACAGCCACCUCAGAGCAAUGGCUGUGGUCCCUCUUGGAAGAACUGGGGUCACACCUCCUACAUAAACACUGCUGUUCACACAAA
Molecule: messenger RNA, 3533 nt
Organism: Mesoplodon densirostris (Blainville's beaked whale)
Lineage: Eukaryota; Metazoa; Chordata; Mammalia; Artiodactyla; Ziphiidae
Gene: TEPSIN
Product: TEPSIN adaptor related protein complex 4 accessory protein
Exons: 10
Coding region: 684-2234 (516 amino acids)
Cellular component (GO): trans-Golgi network membrane
Source: RefSeq, a predicted model, not a curated record